CUUUCAUCCUCAUCUUCGCGUUUUUCAUCGCCUACGAGGCUCCCGCCAACAGGUCGAAGGAUUCCCUGGAGCCGUACUCAGAUGAGGUCGCUGAGGCCCAGAUAAGUUAAGCCACUCAAAGAUCUUUUGGAAAUGGUGACGCUGAUGACAGCGGUAUCCGUUUAGCUCUUACUGUGUGCCAAGCACCGCUCUAAGCACUGAGCGGCGGCUUAAGAACUUGGACUUUUACUCCGGACCCCUUCCAGGACGUGAACGUCAUGGCCGUGCUCGGCUUCGGCUUCCUGACGGCCUCGUUGUGCCGCUUCUCCUGGAGCGGGCUGGCCUUCAACCUCUUCCUCGUGGCCGUGGGCGUGCAGUGGACCGUCCUGCUGGACGGCUUCCUCUUUCGCUUCUCCGCCGGGAAGCUGGACAUCAGCCUGCGCGGCCUCUUGGUGGCCACCAUGAGUGUGGUAUCCAUGCUGAUCUCAGCCGGGGCCAUCCUGGGCCAGGCCAACCUGGUCCAGCUCCUGGUGAUGACGCUGGUGGAGGUCACGGCCUUCUCCGCCACCAGAUGGCUCAGCCUGGAAAUCCUGCAGGUGGAGACCCACGAAUUCAUGAUGCACGUCCACAUCUUCGGGGCCUAUUUUGGACUGACGGUGGCCUGGUUCCUCUGGAAGCCGCUGCCCAAGGAAGCCUCAGGGAAGGCCAAGGCAGCGAAUACCACCGGCUUAUUUUCCAUGCUGGGCGCGCUCUUCCUCUGGAUGUUCUGGCCCACCUUCAAUUCGGUCCUGCUGGACGUUCGAGAGGCGAAGAAGGCCGUCUUCAACACCUACUACGCCAUCGCCGCCAGCGCGGUGACCGCCGUAGCGCUCUCGGCUGCAGCGCACAGCCGAGGGAAGAUCAACAUGUUCCACGUGCACAAUGCGACCCUGGCGGGGGGAGUGGCCGUGGGCCCCACGGCUCACCUCAUCGAGUCCCCGGCCCUGGCCAUGGUCCUCGGACUCCUCGCCGGCUCCAUCUCCAUCCUGGGGGCCGGAUGCCUACCGGCCUGUUUCAACCGAGUGCUCAAGAUUCACGACACCUGCGGCGUUCACUCCACCUUCGGCCUGCCCGGGCUGCUUGGAGGCGUCGCCUAUAUCGGGUUUAAUCUGGUGGAGGCCAGUUGGACCGAUUUCACCAAGAUGGGCUAUCGGGCCCUGCUCGACGCGGGCAGUCUCAGUUUAGCCGUGGCUAUGAGUUUGGCGACGGGCGUCCUGACGGGUUUACUUUUAAUGUUGAAAAUAUGGAAAACACCCCAUGUCGUUAAACAGUUUGAUGACCAGGCCUUUUGGGAGUUCCCCCAUCUGGCUGUCGGAUUCUAAGCAAAAGCCGCCCGGGACCAGAAGGGCCUGUCUGAAACCACGGAAGCACACACGGGGUCUUUCUGCUCUCACUGAGAAAGACACAACCGACAUUCUCCCUCGAGCUGGGCAACGGAACGUUGGGAGCAAAGCGGUCUUCAUGAAUUUCUGACGCGUGAAAAGGUCCUGACCGUUUUGAUUAAACCACGUUCAGUCGUUCGUAAUAAAUCUCGGGUUUCAAUCUUCA
Molecule: messenger RNA, 1566 nt
Organism: Ornithorhynchus anatinus (platypus)
Lineage: Eukaryota; Metazoa; Chordata; Mammalia; Monotremata; Ornithorhynchidae
Gene: RHCE
Product: Rh blood group CcEe antigens
Exons: 12
Coding region: 258-1340 (360 amino acids)
Biological process (GO): ammonium transmembrane transport; ammonium homeostasis
Cellular component (GO): plasma membrane
Molecular function (GO): ammonium channel activity
Source: RefSeq, a predicted model, not a curated record